AUGUUGCCACUCAUUCCUGUUCAAAUUUCACCGACCUGGUUUACUGACUCGACGGACAAUAGCAAUGGUUUACAUGAAGACGAUCAUAUCGGUUCCAACAGCACCACUCCUUCCGGCAUCGCGACCCCGCAGCCCGACCCUGCGGACAAGCGUCUGCCGUCCAUAAUGCACAGCUUCUUCCAGGUUGGUGUUUCAUCUACCGCGUCUCGCCCGUCCAAGUCAUGGUCUCCCAAAGAAACUUCCGCUGCCGUUGGUGGCGACCAACCGAGUGCGGAAGAGGGCGCCCACACCAAGGACAGUAAACAGAGUUCCGGGUGCACCUCAGCCUCGGGCUCCUUUGUCCUGUUGGAACGCGAGCAAGCCUCGGAUACCAGCAGAUCUUCCAUGCUCUCCGCGGAUGCGGGACCCGAGAAGCUGGAUCUGGAGGGCGCCGCGUUGAACCCCACCACCAAUCUACCCACACCCCCCAGUUACUCUGCCUGUUCCCUUAUGCAGAAGGAUCCCGACGCUGCUCUGGCAAUUAGUCCGGACAAGGGCGUUGGCUCCAUCCUCACUGCCCUGAAGAGCUACCUUUCCUCCUCUACUUCUUCCUCCUCGGCGAGCCCGUCCGAGUCGGGUUCCCGCCGUCACACCUCGCAUCCUGUCUCCAGCGUCUCUGACGAUCCCGUUCUUGCAUCUCACUUCUCCAACCCUUCUCUCUCGACGGCUGCCGAUGGGCUCGGUCUGCCAGAGAAUUUGCUUCUUGAUCAUGAAAGACCGCAUCUUUCCAUGUCUUCUGAGAAUUUGACCAAGCUGACUGGUUACGCGGCCGCUGGCUCGCGCCUAAAGAAUACCCCUCCUUUGACCCCGCGUGCCAUGUCCAACGAGUCUCCUCAGGCGGACCAUCAGCAGCCUACGCCCGCGACAUCCUCCCCCCGUUCUGCCGAGGACUCCUCGCAGCAGCAGCAGCACGAGAACUGCGACUCCAAUCAGCAGCAAGUCCAGGCGGAUGAUAUUGCCAAGCAGACCGACGAGAUCACUGGAAAGCUCAAUGAUGUCUUCCGUCCCCAGCAAUCCGAUUCGACUCGCACUGGCGGACCCACAGUGGACUCCCUGAAGGGAAAGCUGUUUGUCAAGAUUUCCGAAGCGCGCGGGCUUCUGCCCGGGUUUGACCCUUAUGUGGUUUGCGUCUUUGAGUGGAACGAGUGUAUCUCUAAGGGAGCCCAGGACGCCGACGAAGAGGGCCAUCGCUUGGAGCGUGACUCUGGUCGCCCCAUGGCAAUUCCCAUGCGCAGUCGGCAGAGCAGCAACAACAGUGCGCUCGAUAACAACACCCAUGAUCACCACAAGAGAGCACCCGUCACGGACCCCCACUGGAAUCAUGAAGCCGUCUUUGAUGUCCUGAGGGAAGAAUCUGAAAUCGAUGUCUCGGUGUACGACCGUUACAACCACGAAGCUUUCCUUGGUCAUGUCCGCCUCAGUGUCAAUCUGAAAUCAGACAGCAACCGCCUUGAAGGGUGGUUUCCUUUGGAGACGCGUGGCGCCGGCGAUAACCCCGUGUCGGGAGAGAUUCACUUGGAGAUGCGGUUCGAGAAGACCGAGAAGAAACAAGUGGGACCCAAUGAUUUCCAGAUUUUGAAACUGAUUGGCAAGGGAACCUUUGGACAGGUGUACCAGGUCAAGAAGAAGGACACGCAGCGGAUCUAUGCUAUGAAGGUUCUUUCCAAGAAAGUUAUCAUACAGAAGAAGGAGAUCGCGCACACCCUGGGCGAACGGAACAUCCUCGUGCGCACGGCCAUGUCAUCGUCGCCAUUUAUCGUGGGUCUGAAGUUCUCGUUCCAGACGCCGAGCGACCUUUACUUGGUCACCGACUACAUGUCCGGUGGCGAACUGUUCUGGCACCUGCAGAAAGAAGGUCGAUUCCAGGAGGACCGGGCCAAGUUCUACAUUGCCGAGUUGAUCUUGGCUUUGCAGCACUUGCACGACCACGAUAUCGUCUAUCGCGACUUGAAGCCGGAGAAUAUUCUGCUCGACGCUAACGGUCACAUUGCGCUGUGCGAUUUCGGACUGUCCAAGGCCAAUCUGACGAAGAACGAUACCACGAACACUUUCUGUGGAACGACGGAAUACCUGGCCCCGGAGGUCCUUCUCGACGAACAGGGGUACACCAAGAUGGUUGAUUUCUGGUCGCUGGGCGUCCUCGUCUUCGAGAUGUGCUGCGGAUGGAGCCCCUUCUACGCCGAAGACACCCAGCAGAUGUAUAAGAACAUCGCCUUUGGCAAGGUCCGGUUCCCCCGCGAUGCGCUGAGUACAGAAGGUCGCAACUUCGUCAAGGGCCUGCUAAACCGUAAUCCCAAGCACCGUCUGGGUGCCAAGGGAGACGCCAAGGAACUCAUGGCACACCCGUUCUUCGACGAUAUUGACUGGCAGGCUCUCAAUCGCAAGGAAGUUAUCCCUCCCUUCAAGCCCAAGCUCAAGUCCGAUACCGACACGUCCAACUUUGACCCCGAGUUCACCACCGCCCUCGAGACCUCGGCGUCUCUGAACGACCGUGCGGCGGCGUUGGCCAACGGAUUAAUGCAGGCGUCAACCCCGUUGUCUCCCGGGAUGCAGGCCAACUUCAAGGGAUUCACGUUCGUCAACGAAAACUCCAUCGACCACCAUCUCCGGAACUACCGAGGCGACCGCAUGGAUGAAGACGAAGAUACUUGGCAGCGCUCCCACCGCUCCGGGAACUCCACGGACCAUCACCGGAUGAGCGGCAUUCAAGGUGGCGAUGUGGGCAUCUUCAAUGUCGACGACAACUUUGACGUCUGA
Messenger RNA from Penicilliopsis zonata CBS 506.65, 2796 nucleotides. RefSeq lists its product as hypothetical. Gene Ontology annotation, biological process: protein phosphorylation. NCBI's taxonomy places the organism in Eukaryota, Fungi, Ascomycota, Eurotiomycetes, Eurotiales, Aspergillaceae. The coding region runs from base 1 to 2796 and encodes 931 amino acids. The record is from RefSeq and is a predicted model, not a curated record. Gene Ontology annotation, molecular function: protein serine/threonine kinase activity; ATP binding. The transcript has 2 exons.